Messenger RNA from Meloidogyne enterolobii, 711 nucleotides. Lineage: Eukaryota; Metazoa; Nematoda; Chromadorea; Rhabditida; Meloidogynidae. The record is from the annotation of a GenBank genome assembly.
AUGUACACCGGCGGUGAAGUUCGUGUUGAAAAGGAUUUAUCUCAAGUUGCAUUGGGCCCGACACCUUUUCCUAAUUUGGCUCAUUUAGUUGUUGGCUUUCAGGUUUAUUUAUUUUUUCACUUAUUUUCAGAAGAUGGUUUUAAGGGCGUUGGAAUGCUUCAUGAGGAUUUUGUACCAUUUUGUGUUUUGCAAACUUUAAUGGGUGGUGGCGGAAGUUUUAGUGCUGGUGGACCAGGAAAAGGAAUGUUUUCACAACUUUAUAUGGAUGUUUUGAACAAGCAUUAUUGGAUCUAUAAUGCUACUGCUCAAUAUCAUUCUUAUACUGAUUGUGGAUUAUUUUGUAUUAAAGGAAGUGCUAGCCCUGAAUAUGCCACAAAAUUAACAACGAUUUUUGUUAAUCAAAUGCGCUCCCUUAGUGCAGGUCUAAUUCGAAAAGAAGACUUGGCACGUGCAAAAGUUCAAUUAAAGUCACAACUAUUAAUGCAUUUGGAGAUGAAACCUGUUCAAUUUGAAGAUGUUUCUAGACAAAUGCUUGUAUAUGGGCAGCGAAGAACACCUGAGGAACAUGCUGAACAAAUUGACCGCGUCGAAAUUGAUGAUAUUGCCCGAAUUGCUGAUACAAUGUUACUUAACCGGCCUUCUCUUGUCUGUUAUGGAGAUGUGCGUUGGAUGCCAACAUUGGAUCAAGUACGAAAGAUGUGUGAGUGUUAA